CUGGUUUUACUUUAUGGUUUCAUAGCAGCAAAUGGAAAACCAGUGAAAUAUGGAAUAGGUGUUUUGCUAUGGUGUGCAUUAGCAUUGUAUGUACCCAAGACCGAGUUUUUGAUGCAAUUUUUAGUCCCAAUUCUAUGUUUGCAUUCCCAUUGAUCCUGUAUUUAUAACUGACAUUAAGAAUUUUUUUAGAUAUAUUUUACAUAGAAAAUAUUAUUAUCGGCGUUCGCACUAUUAUAUGGUAAACUUGUGUUUCAAUUUCAACAGAUCUGAAAUCGUUACACAGUAUUGUAUUUCAUAGACCAAUUUAUUUUUCAGGAAACAAUGCAAGAUUCAGACGGGGAUGAAAGUUCUCUAGAAUGUGGCAUUUGUGAAAAAAAGUUCCGCUCACAGUUUGGGCUAAAGCGACAUUUGUCGUCACAUGAGAGGACAAAUUACCACUGUAUCGUUUGUGAAAAGGACUUUCACAAUAGGUAUUCUCUUAAUGAACAUAUGCAGAUGCAUAGAGAAUGUAAACACCUUUGCACUAUUUGUGGCAAAGGCUUCGCUAAACCAUGCUUAUUAAAGAAACAUGAAUUAACAUUGCACAGUGAAGAGUCGCCGUAUACUUGUUCAACAUGCGGAAAGAAAUUGAUGUCACAAAGGAGUUUUGAAGCUCAUACUUCUAAACAUGGGAAUACUAACAACUCAUUUAAGUGUUCAAAAUGUGCACGUACAUUCGCGUACAAAUCCAGCUUGGCGAGGCACGAAAAAAAGUGUGAAUGCAACAAGAAUCUUCAUGCGAAGAAUGACUGGUCUUGUGAGAAAUGUAAAAAAUCUUUCAAGGCUUCCAGGCUAUUGAAACAGCAUAUGAGAGUGCAUGGAGAGCCAAAGCAUAUUUGCCAUGUUUGUGGGAAGUCAUUCCAUUGGAAGAAAUGCCUUCAGAUUCAUCUGAAAGCGUGUCUAGUAGAAGAAAGCAAAGACUGAAGUACAAUCGAUAAAUUUAUGAGUAAAGAGGCGUGAAUGUUUACAUUCCUUUUGCUUUUUUUCAAAUGUAGAUUUUAUUUAUUUCUUUAUUUAUUGUCAGGAAGGCAUUAAGUGACAAAAGGUCUACCGUAAACAUCUGUAUUUUUUAAAGUUUAAACUUAUACUUUCAGUUUCAUGUUUAUUGAUUGAAGUAUCUUUGAUAUUUUGUCAAUGUUUCCUUAGCAACGAAUAUUUGAAUGUUUUGAAUUAGUAUACUUUCAAAUAAUUGAAAUGUUUGCGUAAUUAAUCGCGAAUGCUGUCCUGGUAAUUUGGAAAUCAUAGUGCAUUUAAAUGGGGGGAUAAUAAAACAACACACACUUUGUUUUUUUGUUUUUUUUUUUUUUUUUUUGCUUUUAAUUAAGACCAUAUAGAUCAUAUGAGCCACACCAUGAGAAAACCAACACUGUGCGUUUGAGAGCAGCAUGGAUCCAGACCAGCCUGCACAUUCGCACAGUCUGUCCAGGAUCCAUGCUGUUCGGUAACGGUUUCUCUAGUUGUAAUAAGCUUUGAAAGCGGACAGCAUUGAUCCUGACCAAACUGCGCAAAUGCGCAGGCUGGUUUUGAUCCAUGCUUGUCGUAAACGCACUAUGUUGGUUUUCUAGUGGCACGG
This is a messenger RNA of Mercenaria mercenaria, 1612 nucleotides long. RefSeq names its product zinc finger protein 391-like. Lineage: Eukaryota; Metazoa; Mollusca; Bivalvia; Venerida; Veneridae. The transcript has a single exon. The record is from RefSeq and is a predicted model, not a curated record. The coding region runs from base 322 to 963 and encodes 213 amino acids.